Messenger RNA from [Torrubiella] hemipterigena, 1418 nucleotides. The record is from the annotation of a GenBank genome assembly. NCBI's taxonomy places the organism in Eukaryota, Fungi, Ascomycota, Sordariomycetes, Hypocreales, Clavicipitaceae.
CCUUCAUCAUCCUCUUGAAACAUCUCAUACGACGAAUGAGUUUGACUUUAUGGCUUUUACACCUUGCAAAUAUUUGACCGCACCAACCCUUCCAUCUGGCUACAACACUUUGCCGUGGCAGCGAUGGCUACCCUAAACCAUCUCCGGAUCAUCAACGCCGUGAACGACACCGCCAAAGAUGAUGCCUUCAGCAGAUUCCCCGAGCUCCCUUUAGAGAUACGACUCAUGAUAUGGAAAUUACUUGUCAAUCAUCAUCGCCUCAUUGACUUGACGGUCGGAUGUAGCCUAGAUAACCACGCCGCCAACCACGUCUACGCUGGCCCUGGUACCCCCCAAGGACCGACAGCAGCGACGCCUUACUUUAUUGAUAUACAAGGCUGGCCGAUAAACAAUCCCAUCCUUUACGCCAAUAGAGAAUCUCGCACGCUUGCACUAGACUUUUAUCGAGUCCAACUACCAUUCUAUCCAAAACUAGCCAAGGAGGACUCCCCGGACAUCCAGGCGAAGCGAGUCUUUUACUUCAGUCCAGAGCACGAUAUCCUGCACAUCAGCACCUAUGGCGAUAGUCACAGCGCCUUAUUCUUUUCAUUCCUUAACGAAGUGCAGCAGCACGAUCCCAAACGCCUUGGUCUUCUUAACUGGGCGGCAGACGAGUGCUUUGUACGUGGGUUUUGCCAUGAGAGGGACUUGCUCGGCACGAGUGUUAAAGAUGCAUUCAUUGGCCAUUUAUCACGCAUACGUGAAGUAUUCCUCAUGAUAAACUGCAAGCGCUCGCUUGACAGCGACCUCAUGGCCAUGCUUGAGAGGAGAGACGAGUUUGCCGUCGAGCUCAACUGCUCCAUGCCUAUCCGCCCCAGCGUGACUUAUUUUCAAGAGAGUAAGCCGGACUCACGGGCGAUUGGGCCAGAUCUACAGAGGCUCAUACUGAACCGGAAUACGCCGCUGGAAUUGUUCAGGUACUGGGCUUGGUUGCAGCAGCAGAUUCCGUGUGCAGGCAGAGUGCGGUUGUUACUGGCGCGGGAUGCUGACCCAAACGGUGCGCCCGUCGACGAUGCGCGCUCAGCACAAGAGCUUGUAACAAACGAGUAUAGAAAGUGGAGGCAACUUGAAUUCACCGGCCGUACCUAUAUUGCGCGGCGCAAGGGGGGGCCUCCGCCGUUGGAGAGACCUGAGGUUCCGCAAGAUGCGGUGCGCCCAGCCAUUGGCUUCUGGUUGUUUCCUGUGGAGGCGCUGCGGAAUAUGCUAGGUAGACUGGAACGUUAUAGAAUAUAUGAUGCAUCAGAGUACCACCCAGAGCUGGUCUUGGCAGAGUUGGAGGGCUGCCGUCGCAGAUGAAGACAAAACGGGAGCUAACAUAUUUUGUCAUAGCGAAUUGAAGGUUAUACAAGUUGUGAUUGAUUUAUUUCUAGUAGAGAGAG